GGGCGGGGGGAAAGAAGGGGAUCUUUUGAUCCUUGACAAUGGGGAAGCUGCUGUGCGAUUCGACGGCGGUGGCGGAGACAUUCCCGUCCCCGGCGUCGACGGCCAUCGUGCCCUGGAGGGCGGUCGACGCGGAAUCCCUCGAUCCCGCCCCGGCCGCCGCCGCCUCCGCCGACGCCGAUCUCCCCGGCGGCCACCAGAUCGCGGCCUCCUGGGACGACGUGGCGGGCCUCGAGGACCAGCAGCGGCGCCGCCUCCAGCGCCUCCGCUCCAGGGGCGUCCUGUGGCGGCACCCGCAGGACAAGGAGUCGCCGCCGGUCGUCUUCUAUUUAUCCCACGGCGGGGAGGUGUCGGCCGACGGGAACUGCCUCUUCACGGCGUCGCUGAGGGCGGACGGCGGGGGCGCGGCGGCGCGUGGGGGCGACGCGCGGGGCCUGAGGCGGCGCGUGGUGGGGCGGUUCUCGGAGGGCCUCGGAUCGGCGCCCGGGGAGGAGAAGGAGGCGGUGGAGGGCGCGAUCCGGCACAUGUACUCGCCGGAUCUGAAGAGCGGAUGGGGGGUUCAUGUGGUUCAGGAGGUGAAGCUAUUGGCAAAGAAAGAGGACAGGGUUGCUCUUGAUUCGGCCAUUGAAGAACUGGCUCAGCUUGGGAUGCAGAGAGAAAUGGCGGCGGAAUCUAUUUACAAAGAGAGAUGCAUUCCCGUGAAUGAUGGCUCAAGUUGGGCCAAAUACAUGUCAAUCUCCGGUUCAUCUGACGAUGAAUAUGAUAUCAUCACUUUGCAGUACACUGAGGAGGGUUUAUUAUCUGUAGAUGAGAAUAGAGAAGGUCAUGCUGCAGCGUUUGGUGAUGACAUAGCAAUUGAAUGCCUUGCAACUGAGUUCAACCGAGAGAUUUUUGUGGUGCAAGCCCACGGAUCUGACGCAAUGGUCGAUGAAGACAACUGUGUUUUCUUCCUCCCUCAUCGUCCAAGAAGUCAAAUACGUGGUCCUCCUUUAUUCCUUUUCAUGAAAGGAACAGGGUGGUGUGGUGCCGGAGCUGAUCACUACGAACCCCUCAUUGCUCAUCCUGCUUCCCUUGUAUCUCUAGAGAAAGUUGCUGAAGUACUUUGAAGCCACCCUCCAUGCAGUUUUGUGCCCUAGAGUUAGAAAUAGAAAAUAGUUCAUUCUUUUCCUCCAUAGUGUAUGGCCGGCAAUCUGGUUCUCCAGAUUCUUCCUUAGAUGUCGAGGACUCUUUUUUUUAGUCAUAGCCAUCCAUUUUCUUUGUCAAUUUCAUCGAGAAUUAGUUGUCUUGCAGGUUUUGUGCCUGCAGUCAGAGUAAUCUGUAGUAAUCUUGAUGUUUUUCCCAGCUGUUCUUCUUGUGGUUGAGUUCAUUGUGGGGGCGCUGAUACUGUCCUGGCACUAUUCAAUUCAAGCGAGGAUAGUGCCUUUUUUUUUGUAUCUUAUACUGGAUUUAGUUCAUCAAUGAUGAAAUUGAGUUUGGUUUGCGC
This is a messenger RNA of Syzygium oleosum, 1480 nucleotides long. RefSeq lists its product as uncharacterized. The record is from RefSeq and is a predicted model, not a curated record. Lineage: Eukaryota; Viridiplantae; Streptophyta; Magnoliopsida; Myrtales; Myrtaceae.